Rubroshorea leprosula is the source of this 3562-nucleotide messenger RNA. NCBI's taxonomy places the organism in Eukaryota, Viridiplantae, Streptophyta, Magnoliopsida, Malvales, Dipterocarpaceae. The record is from the annotation of a GenBank genome assembly.
GUGGAUUUCACAAGAUAAGGAGAUAACAUAACACAUUCAGUCCAUAGCAGAAUGAACCCAAGAAGAUAACCGAUUUCUCUGAAUUCUUCGUUUCUUCGCAGUUCCAUGGUACCUCUGCUUUCCCUUCGGGCGCCCGCCUCUACCCUUAAACCUCUCUUCCUCUUCAUCCCUUCCCUUCCCUUCACUCGUUUCAACAAGCUCCAUCUUCGCCGUGCUGGUUUUCCCAGAAAGGGUUCUGUCUCCGGUAAACCUUUUAUCCGUUCACCCCGCCAAAAGUAUGACGCACAAAGCCAGCAAAAUGAGCAGCCUCCGAGGACUCUGUUUCCUGGUGGGUACAAGCGCCCCGAGAUCAAGGUGCCUAAUUUCGUUCUUCAAUUGGAGCCGGAGGAGGUGUUGUCAGGGGGUAAUGCGAAUGCGUUCGAUUUGAUUGAUAAUGCCUUGUCGAAGUUUGUCGGCGUUGUUGUGCUUAAUGGCGGUGAAGGAAGCGGCGGCAGGGUCUAUGAGGCUGCUCGUAUGUUGAAGUCUGUUAUCAGGGAUCGAGCGUAUUUUUUGAUUGCCGAGCGUGUCGACAUUGCGGCUGCUGUUGGUGCUAGUGGGGUUCUGCUCUCUGAUCAAGGCCUUCCUGCCAUUGUGGCAAGAAACACCAUGAUGAGUUCCAACUCUGACUCAGUAGUUCUUCCAUUGGUAGCUAUGAAAGUGCAAAACGCAAGUGCUGCCUUGAAUGCUACUAAUUCUGAAGGUGCUGAUUUUCUUAUAUUUGAUGUGGGUGUUGAUGAACAUGUAAAGACUGUUUUCAAGAAUGUGAAGAUACCAAUUUUUAUUCCAAAUGAUUCAAAGGGAAAGGCUGAAGGGAUUACAAAGGUGUCAGAGCUUCUUAAAUCAGGUGCUAGUGGGUUAGUUAUAUCAUUGGAAGAAUUGGGGUCGUUUGGCGAUGCUCUGAGCAGGUUGUUUGACUCUGUAUCUGCGACAAAUGAAAAACCUGAGGAUAGGCUUCAAAGCUUCAGCAUGUUAGAAAUGUUGGAUGUUAAUAAUGAUUCCUACGAGAAUAAGGGUGUGGCAGGCUUUGCUAAACUGGAAGAUAGAGAAAAAGAGCUUGUUGAGAAAGAGAGAUCACUAUUGCAUGAAGUCAUAAAUGUUGUCAAGAAAGCUGCUCCACUGAUGGAGGAGGUUUCACUUCUCAUUGAUGCGGUUUCUCAAAUUGAUGAACCAUUUCUGCUGGCUAUAGUGGGUGAAUUUAACUCUGGUAAAUCAACGGUAAUCAAUGCACUUCUUGGAAAAAGAUAUCUCACAGAGGGAGUUGUUCCUACAACUAAUGAAAUCACUUUCUUAUGCUACUCCAAGUCAGAAGCUGGGGGGCAAGAGCGUUGUAAAAGGCAUCCAGAUGGUCAAUUAAUGUGUUACCUUCCUGCUCCAAUUCUUAGAGAAAUGAAUAUUGUUGAUACCCCUGGGACUAAUGUUAUUCUGCAAAGGCAACAACGGCUAACUGAGGAAUUUGUGCCUCGUGCAGAUUUGUUAAUUUUUGUUAUUUCUGCAGAUCGCCCUUUAACCGAGAGUGAGGUCAACUUUCUUCGCUAUAGUCAACAGUGGAGAAAGAAAGUUGUAUUUGUGUUGAACAAAGCUGACCUUUAUCAGGAUUCCCACGAGCUUGAGGAAGCAAUAUCAUUUAUCAAGGAGAAUGCUAAGAAGUUACUAAAUACUGAGGAUGUAAUGUUAUAUCCAUUGUCUGCACGUUCUGUUCUUGAAGAAAGACUUUCAGCUUCUUCUGCCCUCAGGAAAGAUAAUGGGGAAUUAGCAGUCUCUGGUUCUAACUGGAGAACCAAUAGCUUUUAUGAAUUUGAAAGCUUCUUGUAUAGUUUUUUAGAUGGAUCAACUACUCUGGGGAUGGAGAGAGUAAAGCUUAAACUUGAAACACCAAUUGCAAUUGCAGAGCAAUUACUUUCUGCCUGUGAGACUCUGGUGAGAGAGGAAUGUCAAUCUGCCACAGAGGAUUUGACUUCAGCAAAUGAAAUCAUUGAUGGUGUAAAAGGGUAUGUAACAAAGAUGGAAAAUGAGAGCAUCUCUUGGAGGAGAAAAAUCUUUUCAGAGAUUGAUACUACAAGAUCAAAUAUUGUGGAGGUCAUAGAAUCUACACUGCAAUUAUCAAAUCUUGAUCUUGUUGCUUCAUAUGUUUUCAAAGGGGGAAAUUCUGCCAUAAUGCCAGCCACUUCAAGGGUUCAAAAUGACAUAAUUGGUCCUAAACUUUCAGAUGUUCAAAAAGUGCUCAGAGAAUAUCUGAGAUGGUUAGAAUCGAAUAAUGUUCAUGAAGGAAAGCUGUACAUGGAAUCUUUUGAGAGUAAAUGGCCUACGCUUGUCCAUUCAGAUAAAUCAAAUCAUUUGGAGACCUAUGAUCUGCUGAGAAAGUUGGGUCAAUUCAGCCUGAGAGUUAUAGAGAACUUCAGUGCCAAUGCUGCUUCCAAACAAUUUGACCAAGAAAUUCGUCAAGCAUUCUUGGGGACUUUUGGUGGACUAGGGGCAGCUGGUUUGUCUGCUUCACUUCUUACAUCUGUUUUGCCUACUACUUUGGAAGAUCUUCUUGCACUUGGCCUUUGUUCUGCUGGAGGGUAUACAUAUUUUUCAAUUAAUCUCAUUUUAUUCCUUUAUGAUUCAUCCCUUCCCAUUCCCAAAUUCUUUUCAUAAAAGUUUGGGAUUAAGUGUGAUUUGAGGUCCUUUAGGGCAUAAAAUCAUAGCACAGCCAUACCAACCACUAUUGUUAGAUGCGUACACCACCUAUUCUUGAAAUAUCUAUAUGAUCUUGUUAUUGGUUGAUUCUUUUAUUAGAUUAGAGCUUAAAAAAUCUUACUCAGGUAAAAUGAGACAUUUUAUGCUGGUAUUGUUGCCUUUUUGGGACAAGGUGUGGCUUCUCAGAUUCUCUCAAUUAACUAGUUACCCUGAUGUUGAAAUUUUUGCAUACUGUCAAAUUAGUGCCACUCUGAUUAACAUAUUUUAGGACAGUCUGUGUGACAUCCUCAUUUCCUAGGGACCUAUAGUCAUGGAUUCCACCCUCGUCAAAUAUAACAAAUCAGCAAACAGAUUGUUGAGUUAUUGCUUUCAUGACAGGUAUAUAGCCAUUUCAAACUUCCCAGCUCGUAGACAAGGAAUGAUAGAUAAGGUGAAUAGAAUAGCAGAUGCAUUGGCACAAGAACUUGAAAAUGCCAUGGAGAAGGAUCUCACAGAAACUGUCAAUAACCUGGAAAACUUUGUGAAGACCGUAGGCAAACCUUACCAGGAUGCGGCACAAACAAGGUUAGACAAAUUUCUUGGAAUUCAAGAUCAGGUGUUAAAUGUCCAGAAGAAACUUAAAACACUACGAGUUGAAAUUCAAAAUCUCCAUGUAAUACCCGUUUAAACUUUGCAUAUGUCUCUGCAUUCCUCUCCAGCAGCGGAUGUGAGAAUGAAGUGUGUUGUUGUACCGGUGUUGUCCCAUUUUUUGCCUAAUUGGUUUUCAGUGGUUGAUAAUUGUACAAUGUGCAUGCAUGAUGCAUCAAUGAGAACAACCCAUUUUCAAUGAAUUUCUGGUUUUUCC